CACAAUCAUUAGACAAUUGUUGAAUAAACAAUUAAACCAAUUAUAGACUAAUGAUUUGAUUAAACAAACCAUUAUGAUGUAGGGACGGAUCGACGUGGGCCGGAUCGACUUGGGGCCGGAUCGGUUUGGGGACGGAACGACCGGAUACCGAACCAGAAGACCUUAUUCAUAUGCUUACUAGUACCUGCUCAGCAUUAAGUGAGACAAGAAAAGAAACUUUCAACCCGAUAAAAACUUAUGUAACCAAAUUCAUUGGAGAAAUGAAGUGGAAAGAGACAUUCAUUGAUAGACAUAAAAUUACAGUCCUUAUAAUUGACUGUACAAACUUCACAUAUAUAUUCAGUGAAAGCAAGCUCAAAGUCAAAAUAGAAGAACUAGAAAUGCUCACAAGUGAUAUGUGCUACAAGAUGCAUAACUCGAGACUAAAACUGAUAAGUGUUUAAUGGCUGUUGACAAUUAUCACUCAACUUAGAUACUUAAAGUCUAUUUUAGAUUUUAGCAAGUGUAUAUAUAUUCACGGAGUGUGUACAUAGUUAAAGACUUUUUAUCCAUAUUACCCUCAAAAGAGGGGUGUUCCUAACAGAGGAAGCUUAUACGAAGAAAAGAAGAAGGACGAUUACAUAACAUAGUUUGACAACAAAUUUCAUGUGAUAAGGACCUAGAGAUGGUUUUAAAAUGAAUAGACCCAUUUUACAAAGAUUUAUUGCAACAUCUUCCCAAGUCUUUAAGCUUUCUAGCAGAUUCUCUACAAGUAAUACUUGCAGUCAAAAACAGAAAUGGAGCUACUUCCAGGGUCCUAGUGAUGCACCAUUGUUAGGAGUAACCAUUGGUCAGGGAUUGGAACAGAGAGCUGAUUUAAAUCCUGAUAAAGAAGCUGUUAUCUUCUCUACUGGAAAUGUCAGGAAAACAUUCAGUCAGCUAUUAGAAGAGACAGACCAACUUGCAGCAGGAUUGUUAGAGCUUGGUAUUAAACGAGGAGACAGAGUAGGAAUAUGGGGACCAAACUCCGUAGAAUGGAGUCUGACACAGUAUGCCACAGCUAGGGCUGGAAUUAUACUGGUUAAUAUUAACCCAUUAUACAGACCUGAUGAACUACAGUAUGCUUUAGAAAAGGUUGGAUGUAAGGCUUUAAUAAUGGCAGAAGAGUGGAAAGGUCAAAAUUAUUAUGACAUUGUUUUCCAACUGGUGCCUGAAUUAGCCAGGGCAGACAGUGAUGAUCACAUUAAAAGUCACUUGUUGCCUGACCUGAAAAGAGUUAUAAUGAUGGGGGAUAAACAGUAUCAAGGAGCACUGAAAUUCUCGGAUGUAAUGGAGGCUGCUACCAAUAAACGUAGAACAGAAAUAUUAGAUUUACAGUCCAAACUACAGUUUGAUGACCCAAUCAAUAUACAGUUUACAUCUGGAACUACAGGAACACCCAAGGGAGCCACAUUGUCACAUCAUAAUAUUAUGAAUAACAGCUAUUUUACUGGACACAUACUUGGAUAUCAUGAAAUGGAAACUAGAAUUUGUAUACCAGUUCCUUUGUACCAUUGUUUUGGUAUGGUGGUAGGAAGUCUACAGAUGGUGACACAUGGAUCCACAUGUGUAUUCCCCUCACCAGGAUUUGAUGCAGGGACUACUCUUCAGUCUGUCAGCAAGGAAAGAUGUACAUCUCUGUAUGGUGUUCCUACCAUGUUUAUAGAUAUGCUGAAUCAUCACGAAUUUGACACAUUUGAUUUAAAAUCACUUUACACAGGGGUCAUGGCAGGGUCACCAUGCCCUAUAGAAACAAUGAGACAAGUUAUAAGCAAGAUGAAUAUGCCAUGCGUCACUGUUUGCUAUGGCACAACAGAAAACAGUCCUGUAACAUAUCAGAGCUAUAGAGAUGAUAUCUUAGAGAAGAAAGUUUCUACAGUAGGAAGACCACAUCCUCAUGUUGAGACGAAAAUUGUAGAUGAAAAUGGAAACAUUUUACCAGUAGGAGAAUCAGGAGAGCUGUGUACCAGAGGUUACAUGACUAUGCUGGAGUAUUGGAAUGAUCCUACUAAAACCAAUGAAGUUAUUAAAUCAGAUAGAUGGUAUUAUACAGGAGAUAUUGGUGAAAUGGAUGAGGAUGGAUUUUGUAGAAUUGUUGGGCGUAUCAAAGACAUGAUUAUCAGAGGUGGUGAAAAUAUUUAUCCAUUAGAAUUAGAACAGAUUUUAUAUAAGCAUCCCGAUGUUAAAGAUGUACAGGUAGUAGGUAUACCAGAUGAACGAUUAGGAGAGGAUAUAUUUGCUUUUAUAAAGUUAAAGGAUGGUCAUUCAUGUUCAGAAGAGGAUAUAAUGAAGUAUUGUAAAGAAAAGAUGGCUCGAUAUAAAAUUCCAAGAUUUGUGAGAUUUGUGACAGACUUUCCACUUACAGUAACAGGCAAAGUACAGAAAUUUAAGUUACAGGAAAUAGCAGAACAAGAUUUACAAAGUUGAUGGAUGUGUCAAAACAUGAAAAAGUCAAUCAUAAAUGAUGGAUGUGUCAAAACAUGAAAAAGUCAAUCAUAAAUGAUGAGUGAAUUAUAAGCUUAUAAAAUUUAUUGUAAUGCCUUAAAUAUAAAAGUAUUAUAAACAGCUUGAUUUGUGACAGAAUUCCAGCUUACAGUAACCGGCAAAGUGUAGACAUUUAAGUUACGAUAUAUACAAGAACAUGAUUAUGUGUAUUCAAGUAUAACUAAAUUGAAAUGUUAAAAACAUGAAAAGUGGAUCCUCAAUAUUGGUGAUAACCUUAAAAAAACAUAUGUUAUGCCUUAAAUAGUAGAGAUGGUUUGAUGAAAAGAUUAUCUCUUAAGGUAAUUCAUGUGAUUCAUCCAUCUGAUUUGUAGAAAGGAAUGAAUCAUGUUACUAUUUAGUAUUUUAAGUAGGGCCCCGUCUUCAAAAUUUUGCAUUGCAUGGCUA
This is a messenger RNA of Mytilus californianus (California mussel), 2907 nucleotides long. RefSeq names its product medium-chain acyl-CoA ligase ACSF2, mitochondrial-like. Gene Ontology annotation, biological process: fatty acid metabolic process. The transcript is spliced from 15 exons. Lineage: Eukaryota; Metazoa; Mollusca; Bivalvia; Mytilida; Mytilidae. Gene Ontology annotation, molecular function: medium-chain fatty acid-CoA ligase activity. The record is from RefSeq and is a predicted model, not a curated record. The coding region runs from base 676 to 2445 and encodes 589 amino acids.